GUAGGCUGCAGGCAACUUAUAUCCUUUUAUUUUUUUAACCCAAAUUCAUUAAUCUCUAAAUUGAAAAUCUGCAGCUUUCAAUCAACAAACUCAGCCAAAAAUGGCUGCCCUCCACUUAAGCUUCCUCUCACAGUCUCCUCCUUCUCUUCAAUUCAAAUCUUCCUCCCUAGAUCUUCAGCUCUCUACUUAUCCCGCCGCUCCGACUCUCCGUUUCCCUUCCAUCCACAACCGCCGCCGCCGCUGCUGCUGGAGGUCUCUUCAUCUGGUCAACGCCACUCUCUCUGCUGCUGUAGAGACUAUCGAUGGUACCGCCAGCCGUGAGAAGACACCGCUACUUGAGGUGAAAGAUUUAACUGCAGUUAUUGCUGAAUCGAAGCAGGAGAUUCUCAAGGGCGUGAAUCUUGUUGUCCAUGAAGGAGAGGUUCAUGCUGUUAUGGGAAAGAAUGGUUCCGGGAAGAGCACAUUUUCCAAGGUUCUUGUUGGCCAUCCAGAUUAUGAAGUGACCGGAGGCAGUGUUGUGUUUAAAGGGGAGAACUUGCUUGACAUGGAGCCAGAGGAAAGGUCUCUUGCUGGGCUUUUUAUGAGCUUCCAAUCCCCAGUUGAGAUCCCAGGUGUGAACAAUAUUGACUUUCUUAAUAUGGCAUAUAAUGCUCGAAGGAAAAAACUUGGUCUUCCAGAGCUUGGACCAAUUGAGUUCUAUGCUUACCUGUUUCCGAAACUCGAGCUUGUGAACAUGAAGAGUGACUUUCUUAACAGAAAUGUAAAUGAAGGAUUUAGUGGUGGUGAAAAAAAGCGCAAUGAAAUUUUACAACUUGCAGUUCUAGGUGCAGACUUGGCCAUAUUGGAUGAAAUUGAUUCCGGGUUGGAUAUUGAUGCACUCAAAGAUGUUGCAAAAGCAGUAAAUGGGAUCUUGACACCAAAGAACUCUGUUUUGAUGAUUACUCAUUAUCUACGGCUUUUGGAAUUUAUUCACCCUACAUAUAUCCAUAUUAUGGAGGAUGGUAGAAUUGUAAAGACAGGGGAUAUCUCUAUAGCAAAGGUUCUUGAAAAGGAAGGUUACAAGGCAAUUACUCCCUCUUAACUUCAGGACAAUCACUAUAGUAUGGGCCAUUUGGCUUGAAGAGCAAAAUAUAUAAAGUUUUGCCGCUUGCGGGCCAACAUGGAAUGGAAUGCACUUCCUUUUGCAUCAACUGUUGAAAGGACCUCGGAGCCUUCUGCAUUACUUCAAAAAGAGUCCUGUAUACUUUACCCUUGUGGCGUUAUUGUAUAUUAUCUUCUUGUUGCUGGCAUAUUGACUUGCUUCCUUUGGCAAAGUUUUGUAUUCUUUUGGCACUGAAGUUAGGUCCUAAUCCUGUAAUGCCUGCACAACAAAAUUGUUGGCAAGAUUGUGACUUUUCCAAAUGAAUCAACUUUCCUGUAGUGGAUGGCAGAUUAAUGUCAACCAUCAACCAGAAGUUCCUGGAAAUUUGCACAGGUUGUUUUUGUC
Messenger RNA from Ricinus communis (castor bean), 1486 nucleotides. Its product is annotated as ABC transporter I family member 6, chloroplastic. Lineage: Eukaryota; Viridiplantae; Streptophyta; Magnoliopsida; Malpighiales; Euphorbiaceae. The record is from RefSeq and is a predicted model, not a curated record. The transcript is spliced from 7 exons. Gene Ontology annotation, molecular function: ATP binding; ATP hydrolysis activity. Bases 101 to 1081 code for a protein of 326 amino acids.